This is a messenger RNA of Anopheles coustani, 1320 nucleotides long. Its product is annotated as clotting factor B-like. The record is from RefSeq and is a predicted model, not a curated record. The coding region runs from base 1 to 1320 and encodes 439 amino acids. NCBI's taxonomy places the organism in Eukaryota, Metazoa, Arthropoda, Insecta, Diptera, Culicidae. The transcript has 6 exons. Gene Ontology annotation, molecular function: serine-type endopeptidase activity. Gene Ontology annotation, biological process: proteolysis.
AUGAUUGAUCCCUACGUUCAAGAUGGCAAAAGUAUGCGACCACAUUGGAUCCCGGCUGAAUAUACGCUUUUCGUAAAUGCAUAUAACGUGUCAAAGGACUCAUCUGGGAAACUCCUGACCAACGUGGAACCUAGUUUCGUUCAGGAAGUAGUAGUGCACGAGAAUUACAGUGAAACUAGUCUCGUCCAUGACAUAGCCCUGCUGCGCCUCAACGAAAGCGUUCCUUUUGGGAGUAAGAGCUUGCCACAACCAAUCUGUGUACCGAUGGACCCUGUUAACGACGAGGUUGCGUCCGUCGGACACGCGCUCCGAUGUUUCGGCUGGGGAUACAACGCAGAAGGAGUAUUGAGCACCACAAAGCUCUGGGUAACUUUGCAACGUAUUUCCCUCGAAGACUGCCUGGAGCGUUUCAGCAAUAUGCCCUCGAGACAACCCGAUAUAGCUGAUGUUUCGGAGCGCAAUAUCUGUACCGUUACUAUUUCGGGGCACGAUGCCUACGCGGGUUAUUCCGGCGGUCCUCUGAUGUACCAUAAGGGCGGGAGGUGGUUCUUGAUCGGUGUCAUCAGCUAUGGCGUUGGAGCGAUCAGCAAUAAGUUUCCGGUCGUUUCCACCAAUGUGCAGCAAUACACGGAUUGGAUUUUGAGUAGCGACCGGUGCGUGGGGUCGGUGAUCACUGAUCGUCACGUGCUGACGGCAGCGCACUGUCUGGACAAUAAGCUAAAGGAUGAGGUCACCAUGUACUUUGGGAUAUAUGAUUUGCAAAAGAAGGACAAAUGCCUACAGGAGGAUACGUGUCUGCUGCGGAAACCAAGCGAGUUUAUCAUCCACGAUGAGUAUAUCAGCAAUGAAAAGAAUAAUGACAUUGCUAUCAUUCGGUUUGAUCAACCGUUGAACACGACUGCCCGCGCAAUAGAACCAAUCUGUCUGCCUCAUAACAUUGCAUACGACGAACAGACAUUAAAUACGACGAGAACAGACGAUGGAACUGGUGUUAGUCUACUUUCAUUCGGUUGGGGUGACAUUGGUGGCGAUGUACUAUCCCACACUAGAAGAGCAGUCAGGCUGAAUGUCAUUGCUGGGAGUGAAUGUGAAAACUCUGUGAACUCAAAAACUAUGUGUACGCUUGGUGUGACAGCAGGGCAUGAUGUGUGCAAUGGUGACUCCGGUGCUCCUCUUGUGUGGCUAUAUGAUAAGAAGAUGUACGUGGUCGGUGUGGUCACUUCGGGCCCCAAAUGUGGAAUUCACUACAAUAGAACGAGUACAGCGAUGAGCAUAUCGCACUACAUGGAUUGGGUCCUUGCGAAAAUUGGGACCGAUUAA